CUCUAAACAAGACGAAGCUGACAGUGUACAUGUCCGUGUCGGUCAGCGCCAUAAACAUGGCGCCGUUGGCUAUGGGGUCGGCCUCCCAGGUCGAGAUGGUGGGCUCGACGGAGUAGGUACUGUGCCACUCCCUCGGCCUGCUGCUCUGCAGCCGCAGCGACACGGCAGGCUACGAUUAGAGGUGGCCCAGGGACCCAUGGACGCCGGCCUCGGCCCAGCGCGUUGGCUGUUGGUUGAUGUCGACGAACUCGGGCAGUCUGGGGUGCUGCGGGCUCCCAGCAUGUUGGCCAGCACAGUCGCGUACCAAAUCAUCUGGUCGGCCAUGUGGCGGAUCGAGCUGCGCUCCUCAGUGUCGGUGUCGUGUGCCUCCCACUCGUCCCCGGAGAAGAUGGCCAGCCCCCAGAGGGGGAGGUCGAGCUUGAUCCACUGGUGGCACAGCGCCAACGCUCUGCACCUGCUGGCCGUCGGCAGGGUGUCGCACGGCCCCGGAGGGGACAGCUUGGCCUCGUUGGUUGCCGACAGCACUUGGGGGGCGGAGGACACGGCACCCACCGACUGGUGCUCCACGCCCGUCCAAAAAAGGCACGGCACCAUUCGGCUGGUGCCCGCACCAAAAUCAAUCGCCCGCCAAGCACCACUCGACUGGUGCCCGCCACACAAAUUAAACGCCCACCCGUGGCACGACUGGUGCUUAAAUUUACCAGCGUUCCAUUUGGUUAAAUGCAAAAAGCUUCGUGGUGCAGUGGUUUCGCACCAGGCCGGUCCCGCCAGGACCACGGUGUUAUAUUACCCCCGAUGUUUUCCUAUGUUAAUUACGUUAAUUUAUAAAGUUACUAGUUUAAUUCCCCGUAUUGUACGGUCGUUGGCACGGCCGUUCCUUUUUGCACCGGUUAACAAACAGAUCCAGGCAUAA
Molecule: messenger RNA, 913 nt
Organism: Gaeumannomyces tritici R3-111a-1
Lineage: Eukaryota; Fungi; Ascomycota; Sordariomycetes; Magnaporthales; Magnaporthaceae
Exons: 5
Coding region: 197-913 (238 amino acids)
Source: RefSeq, a predicted model, not a curated record